Messenger RNA from Corylus avellana, 2001 nucleotides. The record is from RefSeq and is a predicted model, not a curated record. NCBI's taxonomy places the organism in Eukaryota, Viridiplantae, Streptophyta, Magnoliopsida, Fagales, Betulaceae.
UGUUGCUUUUUCCUUUCUAACCUUCCUUGGCCCUUUGUGCUUCUUAGUUUUGGCGUUGUGCCCCUUAACCCCCCACCCAUUAUUUUGGUCGAUGACUGUCCAACAUGUACUUUAGGACCAAGGGAUCUGACUGGUGCUGUAGAUCUCAUAUGUCACUACAAGUUGUUGCCACAUCAUGAGUUUUUCUGUACGAGAUUACUUCCUUUAUCAAUUUCAGACACAUAUUUUCUUCACAAGGUGGUUGGAGACACAGAAAUCAGAAAGGAGAAGGGAUGCAAUUGGAUCAGCGUAUUCAGAACACAUCCUACUCCAGAGAUACUAACGUACAAAUACAACCAUUUGACCGGGAUAUUCUAAGAGAAUCCUUUCAAUUAAGGGAAACUGCUCCCAUUGAUUUGCCUCUUGUAAGAAAUCCAGCGCUUUGAAAUGUUUUUGUUGCUUUACAACAGUUCCUUAUAUUUGGAUGAGAAUCCCUGUUGUAUGGAUUGGUUCCCAGAGGCAGAGAAGGGUAUCCCUACAGUUGUAGGGAAAUCAAAAGUGAGUUCAAGGACAAGGAGAGGAAGCAUAAAAAGCACAAAGACAGAGAUAUGGAUAAGGAUAAAGAGCAUAAAAGGCACAAGCACUGUCAUAAAGAGCGAAGUAAAGAUAAAGACAAGGAGAAAUAGAAGGAUAGAAGUGGGCAUCAUGAUUCUAGUGCUGAUAACUCAAAGAAACACCAUGAAAAAGAAAAUGAAGCAUGAUGGAGAUGAAGAUCUUAAUGACAUUCACCGACACAAAAAGUAAGGUAAUACAUAAACAAGAAGCAUUAACAAUUUUAAUGAUUUUGUUUUAUGUUCAAUCCUAACUCAUUGUUUCUCAUAUGAAUUGCAUAAGCUUUCCCAUGAUUUCUUCAUCUAUACUUGAGCUUUCUGUAUUACUGCUAAUUUGUUGCUGCACAAGAGCUCCAAAAUUGAUGAAAUGGUUGUGAUAAAAAGUAGCCGGCUGAAAAGGUGGCAUACAAUACUUGGGUUCUUCUCAAAUUGUUGUUAGAGUUUGGAGGGAUCUUGUGCUUAAUAUUGUCAUAUUGCUUGAGGUAAAUGCCCUGCCAUAGUACUUGAUAUUUUUUUGGAUCAAUUCUUAUUUAGCAGCAUUCUUCACAAUUAUAUACCUAAUUUCCUGACAGUAUAGACUACACCUCAACUUCAUGUUUCAUUGAUGAUAAUUAGCCAUGUAAUCAACCUAACUAUUUGCCCUCCUUAAGGCCUAAACACAUCUAUACAAACCCAAUUUUCCAAUACUCAAAAUUACUUUGGAUUGGUCUUAUCAAAAUUACUUUGGAUUGGUCUUACUCCCUAGCCUUCUCUGUUGCAGCUAGCUCUAAUACCAGCCCCUAUCCGCUGAUAACCUCCAAUUACCAUUUAGAAUAUGGCCUGGACUCAAAAGUAUUGUCGUUGCAGUCCCUCAUUUGCUUAAGAACUAGUUAAAUAUGUAUCCGUGUAUGUGAGAUGUUCUUGUCUCAUUUUUUCCCUUGAGAAAGUUGUACUGACCUCCCUCUAGGUUUCUCAAAGUCACAAUGUUCCUUGUUUUGAAUACAUCAAUCACCUUCAAGAUACUAAUGUCCAUUAAAUUAGUAUUUAGUUAAAAUGUGUAGAAUACUAUUUGUUGUCUUUAAUGGUUAUGUAUUCAAGUGUAAAAUAUUCUGAGUGUAAUGGCUAUUUAUGUUUAGUAAUUGUGAAGUAUGUUUAGUAAUAGCUUAGAAACAUUGUCCAAUUACUGUGGAAGAGAUUUGGGUGUAGUUCUUUGAACAAAACAUUUUGAGAGGAAAAAGAAAGAGUUACUGCUUCUAAUUCAGAAAGAGAGUUUAUGUGAUGCAGAAGGUAUUUACACUGGUCCAAGAAGUAGUAGCUGCAUAUAGUUGGCCGGAUCCAGCCAAUGUAAAACAACUUGCUGGUUGAAAAUUGAAAUUGUAAAGUGAGAUUGUGUAUAUUUUUAAGACAUUUUUAUCCCAUAACCAUCCUGCUA